AUGGAUACACUCCAUGUCCCUAUGAAUCCCCCCACUCUUACUCCCACAUCCGACACCCACAGCCCCACUCUACCCCGCACCACCCCCACCCCCUACAGCCCCUCCUUCACAGACCCCACCCUCCUACAGCGCCUCCUUCACAGACCCCCACCCCCAACAACCCCUCCACAGACCCCCACCCCUACAGCCCCCUCCUUAGACCCCCUCCCCCUUACAGCCCCUCCUUCACAGACCCCACUCCUACAGUCCCUCCUUCACAGAUCCACACCCUCCCCCUACAGCCCCUCCUACAGCUCCUCCAUAGACCCCCCUACAGCCCCUCCCGCAGCCCCUCCCGCGGCCCCUCCCGAGGCCCCUCCCGAGGCCCUCAGGAAGCCAAACCCCAAGCGGCGACUCGCAGGCCUCCCGAGCGACCGCCGAGGUGCGACGGGAGGCAGAUCUCGCGAUUCAAUGGCCGUGUUUUUGUGCGUGUCUCGGCGGCGGCGAGUGCGGCGCGGCUGCGCGGCGGCGGCGGCGGCGGCGGCCGGCGGCGGCGGUCCAGGGAGGUGGUCCCGGGCCCCGCCCCUGAGGCUUUUCGGUCCCCUGAAGCCCUGA
Messenger RNA from Penaeus vannamei (Pacific white shrimp), 594 nucleotides. Lineage: Eukaryota; Metazoa; Arthropoda; Malacostraca; Decapoda; Penaeidae. The record is from RefSeq and is a predicted model, not a curated record.